AUGGCAAGUGAUGCAAUAAUUGUAUUACCUGGAGAGAUAAUUGUGUACAUUUUGGAAGAUAAACAACUCAGCCUUGCGGAUGUCGUUCAUUUCGGUUUGGCUUGCAAAAAUCUAUAUAAAAUUGUCAAUGGAAGUAAUAAACUUUGGAAAACAAAAUUUUUUCAAAGAUGGCCACUUUUGAAAGAAAUAUAUGAAACAAAUAAGAAACUAGAGCAUCGAAUGAUAAAUUGGAAAGAAGAAAUGAAAAUUAGUCUUACUACCAGAACAACGUUGCUUUGUCAUUUAUUUUCUAUGUCUAGUAAACAUCACAGGAAGCAAGAGUUACCUAAUUCAGAAUUUAAAGACUUAGACCCUUUGUUUUGUCCAAAAGAAAGUGCUCAUCCUUUAGCUUAUUAUUUUCUGUUAGAUGAACUUGAUAGCUUAAUUAAACAUCCUGCUACCAAUUUAACACAUAAAUAUUAUGCUCUCAAAAUUAUUCGAUAUUUAAAACAAACCCAUUUGAAGGAUGAAUGGCAAAAAUUUAUUUCUCUACCACCAAAACAACAGACCUUGGAACGUGGUGCAACUUUUGUAGCUCAAUGGAGUCAACCAGAAAAAAAUGUGUCAUAUCUUGCAAUAUCAUCGAUAUUAGAUAAUAUUGCAGAACAAACUAAAGAAUUGCUGAGAGAACAAUAUCCAAGUCAUUCUAUAUUUUCAGUUCCAAAUGAGAGAUUUAAUUUUUGGAAAAAUAAUAUUAUCGAUGACAAUGAGUGGAAUGUUACAGAGACAAGACAAAUAACAGAUGCAUUAUGCGAAGUAUUAUUUGAAAAGUUAAAAUUCUAUGGAAAUAGUAAAAUGUAUUAUUGGUUGGAAAAAUCAUUUAUAGACCAUUUUCAUUUUAUUGGAUAUUACUACAUAUUUUAUUUUAGUGGACCAGGAUUUAAGGAUACAGAAAAUUUCUAUAUCGAUGUCUUCAAUCACGGUCAAUUUAUAACUAAGGAAAAUUGUCCUAGAAUUGGUGGUAUUUCAAGAUGUCCAAUAGAAAAAUAUAAUGUUCAUGAAGCAGCAACUGCGACAGAGGUAGUAACAAGAAUAGCAAACAAUUUAGAAAUAGCUGCUAGGCAGCAUACUCAUAUAAAUGGUAGGACUGCAAGAUUACGUUCCGUUCUUGAACUCCGAUAUAUGAUACAACCUGAUGCGAACAUAAUUUUACAAUUAGGUCGAAUAUAUAUUUCACAAUAUAUGGAUUUAACUGAACUAGUGAAAAUAUUAGAAAAUAUGCAGCAGGAAGAAGUAAAACCAAAGAGGAGAGUUCCAAGCGUAAAAUAUGCGAUAGGAUUGAUCAUGACACAUAGAAUGCAUGGAUACUUCUGUGUAAUAACAGGAUGGGAUCCACGUUGUAUGGCAUCGACAGAAUGGAUGAAUGAAAUGAACGUAGAUGAAUUAGAUCAGGGUGCAAAUCAACCAUUUUAUAAUAUAUUUGUAGAUGAUGGGUCCUGUCAUUAUGUGGCACAAGAAAAUUUGGUAUUAUCUCCUAAUUCACAAGGCAUAAAUCAUCACGCGAUUGGUAGGUACUUCUACAAGUUUAGCGGUGCUCAUUAUAUACCGAACGAAGAAAAAGCAAGAGAAUAUCCAGAAGAUGAAAGAUUUUGCAACGAAUUACUUGUUACGUAUAUGCAAAAUAGAAUGGCAUAUAAUACUACUUAA
Heterotrigona itama is the source of this 1686-nucleotide messenger RNA. The record is from the annotation of a GenBank genome assembly. Lineage: Eukaryota; Metazoa; Arthropoda; Insecta; Hymenoptera; Apidae.